AGACCAAAACCAAUGAGUCUCAUUUUUAAUUUUUAUUUCCCAAAGAGGUAACCCUUCACCCCGACACAAAGUGCCCCGGAUUGGACAUCGAACUAUGGUAAACUUUCUAAAUUAUUGGACAACACAAAAGAGGAAUGGGAAAGCUACUCUUCUUCUUCUUCUCCACCAUACUACUACUUCUUCUACUUCUACUACUUCUGCCUAUGAGAAACUCUCCCAUUAUUCUCAACUUUGGACAACUCAAGGUUGAGUGAGUUACCAAGAGAAAGACCAGACCUUUGCUCACCCCAUCAAUGCCCAUGUAGAAAACUCAACUGGGUUUUCCUUUAAACCUGGAAAGGAAACUGUUUCUUUCUUUCUUUCUUUAUUUUCUCUCUUUCUUUCCCUCUUUUUUUUUUUAUUUGGGCUUGCUAGUUUUUUCUUUUCUUUUAUUCUCUCUCAAAGGCUUUGUAGCUGUUUGUCAAGAUGCCGAGACCAGGCCCAAGACCCUACGAGUGUGUGAGGCGAGCUUGGCACAGCGAUCGGCAUCAACCCAUGAGAGGUUCUAUUAUUCAGCAGAUUUUCAGGGUUGUCAAUGAAGCUCAUAGCUCUACCACUAAAAAGAACAAGGAAUGGCAAGAGAAGCUACCUGUUGUGGUUUUGAAAGCAGAAGAAAUUAUGUACUCAAAAGCCAACUCCGAGGCUGAGUACACUAAUCCAGAUACACUAUGGGAUAGAGUCAAUGAUGCUAUUAACACAAUUAUCCGGAGAGAGGAAACCACUGAAACUCGAGACCUUUUGCCCCCGUGUGUUGAAGCUGCUCUUAAUCUGGGUUGUGUUCCAGUCAGGGCUUCAAGAAGCCAACGCCACUGUAACCCUAGGAAUUACCUUACCCCAAGAACGCAAGAACCAUUCUCUGCAGUUACUAGAGCUUUGGAUAAAACUACUGAUGAGAGGCAGCCUCAUAUGUUGCCACUUCACUCAGGGAAUCAAACGAAUUUUGUAAGGACCCCAAUUGCAAACUCUGUGAAAUUUCUUCCUAAUUCUAACAUCCACGUCAACCGAAAUGAUAACCUCACUUCUCCUCGAAGUCUUUCCUUUUUACCCGAGAAUAUUCCUACUGGCCAUAACCUAGUAACAACAAUGACCACUAACACCACACUGAACUCUGGUUCAGUGUAUCCAUUGUAUUAUGGAACUCAUUAUCGAAAGGAAGAGUACCAGUCAGGCACUCAGAUUCCAGAAAAGUUACAUUCUAAUACAAUUUAUGUUGGUACACCAGUCAUUACAUCAACUGCUGAGCCUACUAAACCGAAUUGUUUCUCUUACAAGAGUACUGAAAAUGUUUCAAACAUGAUUCCACAAGUAAAUGCUGUGGACACCCGAGAGAAACGAAGACGAGAAGCAGAUUGUGAUUUGUCUUUAAGACUGGGUAUCUUUUCAAAUAAAGUUGGGAGCACUGAGAAAAGGUUAGCUCCUGAAACGGAAGAUGUAGAUUCCAGCUGUUCUCAGGAGGGGGGCAAGUUGAAUGAAAGACGUCCAUUGAUAAGCCAGGAAUUCUGUUUCUUCCCUGGCAAGUCAACUUGUGAUCCCUCUGAAUCCAGUUCAAGAAUGUGGAGUUCAGGGGGUGAAGGCCAGACUAUAAAGGCACCCAUACCAAAGGGCAAGGAACCGUUUAGUAGUAAUGAGGAGGAUGGGCAGUUUUGCUGGCAACCAGAUGUCCCAUCCAGCUGGUUUAGUAGUCGAAUUACGAGGCCAGGUUCGUAGGCGAUUUCUUUUGUUCCUUGUUGUAGUAUAUAUGCUUUAUGAUGUGAGAUCCCCUGUUCUCUCUUGUUGAAUCCCUCUGUGAUAACUCUAUUUUAUCAGAAGUUGAUUUUGAGAUGCAAGCUUCAAUGUUGGAAAGAUGGGAGCUACUUGAGUUGUAAAUGACAGUUUAGUUUGAUUCCCACAUAAAUAGUUAAUGACAAAUGCACAAGCACUAGUUUGAGA
This is a messenger RNA of Humulus lupulus (European hop), 1968 nucleotides long. RefSeq lists its product as uncharacterized. Gene Ontology annotation, biological process: regulation of DNA-templated transcription. The transcript is spliced from 4 exons. NCBI's taxonomy places the organism in Eukaryota, Viridiplantae, Streptophyta, Magnoliopsida, Rosales, Cannabaceae. Gene Ontology annotation, molecular function: transcription coregulator activity. Bases 466 to 1746 code for a protein of 426 amino acids. The record is from RefSeq and is a predicted model, not a curated record.